Messenger RNA from Microthlaspi erraticum, 492 nucleotides. The record is from the annotation of a GenBank genome assembly. Lineage: Eukaryota; Viridiplantae; Streptophyta; Magnoliopsida; Brassicales; Brassicaceae.
AUGGGAUCUUACGAUCGGUUUAGGGCUCUUCAUCGUCACACAAUCGAGUUGAGGAAAGAUAUGGCCGCCUGUGAGAAUGCAUUGAUGGAAGCAGAGCAAGAUUCGUUGGACUGUGGAGCAGCUUCCCGUGAGGCCGAUAGAGAGAUGGCGGAAUGCAUAGAGCGCCUGAAAGAAACCUCUGCGAAGAUGGGAGAAAAGUGGGAAGUGGUGAAAGGAUUCUUGUACUUAGCACAUACCGGAUGGUACUGGAAAGCUCGGUCUGACCGGCUUACAAAAAUGCACCGCCGCCAUUCGUAUGCUGCAUAUGGCAAUGCAGCUGAUGCAGUCGAUGAAUACCUCAGACUAGGAGCGAGCACUGCGCUGAAAUGCUUGCAUAAAUUUACCAACGCAAUCAUCGUUUUUACGAGGAGGACUAUCUCAGAAGGCCUACACCAGCAGAUCUUAAACGAUUACUCAAGGUUGGAGAGACGCGUGGAUUUCCUGGCUCAAUAG